Psylliodes chrysocephalus is the source of this 1153-nucleotide messenger RNA. NCBI's taxonomy places the organism in Eukaryota, Metazoa, Arthropoda, Insecta, Coleoptera, Chrysomelidae. The record is from the annotation of a GenBank genome assembly.
AUUGCUGUGAUAUCUUCAAAAUACAACAGUGGUAAAUUUUUAAUACAUAUUUUUUUUAGCUAAAAUGUCGAUUGUUAUCGACUGCCAAUGGUCAGAACCAUUGACAAACACUCCAACAGAUAUAGAAGCAGCAGAUAGACUGAGGCAAUUUGAGUGCGGCUUGUAUUUUCAUCCGAUUUAUGUUGGCGAUUGGCCACAAGUAGUAAAAGAAAGAAUCGCACAACGGAGCCAAUCUCAAGGUUUACCGAAAUCUCGACUACCAAGCUUCUCUCAAGAAGAAAUCGCUUUCAUAAAAGGAACUCAAGAUUAUUUAGGCUUAAACCACUACUUCACAUGUUUAGUAUCAAAUAUCGAAGCUGGAGAAAUAGGAUUUUCCAAUUACGAAUAUGAUAUUGGCGUGAUACGUUCCCUAAGUCCUAAUUGGAGGUUGGAGUCCAAUUCGUGGGCAAUGGUCCCAUAUGGAGUUAGAAGGACUUUAGAUUGGAUAAAUACACAAUAUAAUAAGCCUGAUAUACUUAUAACAGAAAUGGGAAUGGCUGACGACGGCACAUCUAUAAAUGACGAUGAGAGAAUUAAAUUUUUUACGGAUUACACUUGUAAUAUUCUCGAUGCCAUGUACACAGAUGGAGUCACAGUACUUGGUAUGGCAGUCUGGAGUUUAAUGGACAAUUUUGAAUGGGCGUCAGGUUAUACGGCACAUUUUGGUUUAUAUCACAUUGAUUUUUAUAGUGACCCUACGUUAAAACGAGAACCAAAAAAAUCGGUAGGAUUCUUCCGUCAAUUGAUUAAAACAAGAACAUUGCCAUGUAACAGUACUUCAGAGCCUAUUCGUUGGAUACAUAAGCAAAAAUCGAAGAAACAUAAUUCAAAACACAAUUCAAAACAUCAAAAUUCAAAACAUCAUAAUUCAAAACAUCAUAAUUCAAAACAUCAUAAUUCAGAACAUCAUAGUGCAGAACAUCAAAAUUCAAAACAUCAUAAUGCAGAACAUCAAAAUUCAAAACAUCAUAAUUCAGAACAUCAUAAUUCAGAACAUCAUAAUUCAGAACAUCAUAAUUCAGAACAUCAUAAUUCAGAACAUCAUAAUUCAGAACAUCAUAAUUUAGAACAUCAUAAUUCAGACCAUCAUAGGUAAAAGUAUUAAUGCUCACCC